UUUUGCCGUCAAAUCGCUCUUUUUGGCCACGACUCCACGAGUUCAGUAAGGAGUAGAUAUUUUAACGAAAGGAAAAUCAAAAUGGCGGUGGCUGCAGCUCGCCCGCUAAUCACGGUGUACAGUGAAAAGAAUGAAGCCAGCGGCAACAAUGUCACAUUGCCAGCCGUGUUCACAGCCCCUAUCAGACCAGACAUUGUUAACUUUGUUAGCAGCAACAUGCGCAAGAAUACCCGACAGGCGUAUGCUGUCAGUGUCAAAGCUGGACAUCAAACCAGUGCUGAAUCUUGGGGCACAGGUCGCGCUGUAGCAAGAAUCCCCCGUGUCCGUGGAGGUGGAACCCACAGAUCCGGUCAGGGUGCAUUUGGAAACAUGUGUCGAGGUGGCCGUAUGUUUGCACCAACCAAGACAUGGCGUCGUUGGCACCAUCGCACUAACACCAACCAGAAGCGAUUUGCCAUGUGCUCUGCAUUGGCAGCCACCGCCAUUCCAGCUUUGGUGAUGUCAAAGGGUCAUCGCAUUGAACAAACAUCUGAAGUACCACUGGUUGUCAGUGACAAAGUUCAAGAGUAUAAGAAGACAAAGGAAGCAGUGCUUUUCUUGAAAAGAUUCAAAGCCUGGGAUGAUAUCAAAAAGGUGUACAAGUCGAGGAGAAUGCGUGCCGGUAAAGGCAAACUGAGAAAUCGUCGUCAUGUCCAGCGUCAAGGUCCUUUGGUUAUUUACGCACAGGACAACGGCAUCACAAGAUCUUUCCGCAACAUACCUGGUGUUACCCUUCUAAAUGUAAACAAAUUGAACCUGAUGAAAAUUGCCCCAGGUGGUCAUGUCGGGCGUUUCUGUAUUUGGACAGAAAGUGCUUUCCGCAAGUUGAACGACAUCUACGGCACAUGGAAGACAGGGUCAAAGGAAAAGACAAACUACAAUCUUCCAAUGGGAAAGAUGACAAAUACCGAUCUGAGCCGUCUGCUGAGAAGUGACGAGAUCAAGAAACAGUUGCGACCUGCCAUCCACACCGCCAACAAACGCAAGGUGCACAAGAAGAAUCCACUGAAGAACAUCCGUGUGAUGUUCAAGCUGAACCCAUACGCUCAGACCCAGAAGCGUAUUGCCAAGCUAUUGGAGAUUCGCAACACUGAAGCGAAAAAGCUGAAGAAAAAGAAGAUUGUCAAGGCCGCUAAAAAGCAGCCGAAAAAGAAGAAAUAGACUGCGAUAUUCAACAGUCGCAGAUGACAGCUGCUGAUAAAAGAAAUUGUGACGAUUAGGCACAUAAUAUAUUCAACUACUGUUACUACUGUUCAAGCAACAAUUGUCGGCUAAUAAAUACUACAGUACAAGCAGAA
Molecule: messenger RNA, 1337 nt
Organism: Anneissia japonica
Lineage: Eukaryota; Metazoa; Echinodermata; Crinoidea; Comatulida; Comatulidae
Product: 60S ribosomal protein L4-A-like
Exons: 7
Coding region: 82-1200 (372 amino acids)
Biological process (GO): translation
Cellular component (GO): ribosome; cytosolic large ribosomal subunit
Molecular function (GO): structural constituent of ribosome; RNA binding
Source: RefSeq, a predicted model, not a curated record